This is a messenger RNA of Argentina anserina (silverweed cinquefoil), 672 nucleotides long. Its product is annotated as desiccation protectant protein Lea14 homolog. The record is from RefSeq and is a predicted model, not a curated record. Bases 1 to 672 code for a protein of 223 amino acids. The transcript has 2 exons. Gene Ontology annotation, cellular component: cytosol. Lineage: Eukaryota; Viridiplantae; Streptophyta; Magnoliopsida; Rosales; Rosaceae. Gene Ontology annotation, biological process: response to desiccation.
AUGUCUAAGCCGACGGAGGAGUCGAAGAAGGAGAUUAUGGUGGAGGCGGAGGGUAAGAGGGAUAGGUCAUUGAUGAGCAUGUUUAAGUCGACGGAGGAGGUGAAGGAAGAGGUUAAGGAGGAGGCCAAGGAGACUAAGACGGAGGCGUCGUUGCUAGACAAGGCGAAGAACUAUGUUGCAGAGAAGAUAGCGAAUGUGCCAACGCCAGAGGCAAGUCUGGUCGAUGUUGAUUUCAUGAAGGUGAGCUUUGAUUCUGCAGAUUACCUUGCCAAGGUUAACGUCACAAAUCCCUAUUCGCAUUCCAUCCCCAUCUGCGAGAUCGAUUACACCCUCAAAAGCAUUGGCAGUGUGAUUGCUUCGGGGAGAAUUCCAGACCCUGGAUCGUUAAAGGCAAGCGGCGAUACUCUGGUCGAUGUGCCGGUGAAGGUGCCACACAGUAUUAUAGUUACUUUGGUCAAGGAUAUUGCUACAGACUGGGACAUUGAUUAUGAGUUGGAACUGGGUCUCAUCAUUGACCUUCCCGUAAUUGGGAACAUUACCAUACCACUAUCCAGUAAAGGUCAGAUCAAGCUUCCCACUUUAAAGGAGUUAGUAUUUGGAGCAAAUGAGGAGAAGAAGGAUCCAAAAGAGAGAGAGAAAGAUCGGAAAGAAAAAGAUAAGGAUUCAGAUUAA